UUCCUUCAAGAUUAUUUUGUUUCUUUCCCGUAUUGCUUCAUUCAGCUGCCCAGUGAGUAUGAAGCGAAUCCAGAGCUGCUGUUCUACCGGAUCACACACCUCAACCACCGGCAGCAGUACCUGAUCUGGGCGGCAGCCGUCACCACCGCAGGUCGAGGGAACUUCAGCGAAAAGGUCACUGUGGAGCCGGCGUCCAAAGCCCCGGCUAAGAUCCUUUCAUUUGGGGGCACAGUGACGACCCCCUGGAUGAAGGAGGUGCGACUGCCCUGUAGCUCAGUAGGAGAACCUACACCUACCAUCAAAUGGACCAAAGACAGUGAGGACACAGCCAUCCCAGUGUCUCUAGAUGGACAACGGCUCAUCUUGACCAAUGGGACACUGGUGCUGCGUGCGGUCAAAGCUGAGGAUUCUGGGUACUACACCUGCACGGCCACCAACACGCUGGGCUUCGACACUAUCAUUGUCAACCUUGUGGUACAAGUUCCUCCUGACCAGCCUCGUCUAACCGUCUCCACCACUUCCAUCUCCUCCAUCACUCUGGCUUGGAUACCAGGAGACAACGGAGGGAGCUCCAUUAGAGGUUUCGUGUUGCAGUACUCUGUAGACAACACAGAGGAAUGGAAAGAUGUUUUCAUCAGUUCUAGUGAACGCUCCUUCAAACUGGACAACCUGCGCUGUGGCACCUGGUAUAAAGUGAAGCUGGCUGCAAAGAACAGUGUGGGAGCCGGACGCAUCAGUGAGAUCAUCGAAGCAAAGACCCAUGGGCGAGAACCCCAGUUCAACAAGGAUCAGCCGGUCUUCACCCACCUUAACUCCAGCCACGCCCGCCUCAACCUGCAGGGCUGGGUCAGUGGAGGCUGUCCCAUCAACGCUGUCAUACUAGAGUUUAGACCAAAAGGUACAUGGGCAUGGCAGAAUGUGCGCACCAAUGCCACAGCAGAUGUGUUCCUGGCAGAGCUUCGUGAGGCGACCUGGUAUGAGUUGAAGAUGAAAGCCUGCAACAGUGCUGGCUGUGGCAACCAGAGCUCCCAGUUUGCAACCCUGGACUAUGAUGGCAGUACAAUUCCACCAAUCAAAUCCCCUCUGGAAAAGAACGAUGAUGUCAAGAAGCUGUUUUCUAUUGGUUGUCCUGUGAUCUUGGUCACUCUGGGUGUUUUGCUGCUCUUCAUCAUUCGCAGGAAACGCAAAGAAAAGAGGCUGAAGAGACUAAGAGAUGCCAAAAGCCUGGCAGAGAUGCUGAUCAGUAAAAACAACCGCAGCUUUGACACCCCAGUGAAGGGACCUCCUCAGGGCCCACGCUUACACAUCGACAUCCCCCGAGUGCAGCUGCUCAUUGAGGACAAGGAAGGCAUCAAGCAAAUUGGUGAAGACAAAGCCACUAUCCCUGUGACAGACACAGAGUUCAACCAAACUGGAAACCCUCAAAGCUUCUGCACAGGUGUGUCCGUCCAUCACCCCGCCCUCAUCCAGAACACCGGUCCUUUGAUUGACAUGUCAGACAUCAGACCAGGAACCAACCCAGUUUCAAGGAAGAGCGUAAAGUCAGCCCACAGCAUCAGGAACCGCUACUCCAGUCAGUGGACUCUGACCAAGUGCCAGUCCUCCACGCCAGCCCGCACUCUCACCUCAGACUGGCGCACAGUUGGCUCCCAGCAUGGCAUCACUGUCACAGAGAGUGACAGCUACAGCGCCAGCCUCUCACAGGACACAGAUAAGGGUCGCAACAGCAUGGUGUCGACAGAGAGCGCCUCUUCAACCUACGAGGAGUUGGCGAGAGCAUACGAGCAUGCCAAGCUGGAGGAACACCUGCAGCAUGCCAAGUUUGAGAUUACUGAAUGCUUUAUCUCUGACAGCUCCUCUGACCAGAUGACUACAGGUACCAACGACAAUGCAGACAGCAUGACGUCGAUGAGCACUCCCUCAGAGCCUGGUAUCUGUCGCUUCACUGCCUCACCGCCCAAACCCCAGGACUACGAUCGUGGCAAGAAUGUAGCUGUGCCCAUUCCACACCGCGCCAAGAGUGACUACUGCAACCUUCCCCUCUACAUGAAGUCAGAUCCCUUCUUCCGAAAGCAGUCCGAGCAUCAUGACCCCUGUCCAGUGGUCCCCCCACGUGAAGCCUCCAUUCGUGGCCUGGCCCAGCGGGCAUACCACACCCAGGGCCGUCAUGUGACUAUGGACUCGGUAAAGCAGCAGGCCCUAACCAUGGGCCACUCUGGCCUGUCCAACCUCUCUUCCUCCGGAGGGGCAACAGGAGCCUGUGGUGGGGGUGCGUCUGCUAGCUCUAGCAGCUCCACCCUCCCCCAGAGGACUCUCACCAUGCCAGGCUCCUCUGCCUCCAUGGCCCAGAGUGCAGCGGCCGCUGCUGCUGCCACUGCUGCAGCCGCUGCAUUCUCCUCCUCAGGGGCCACAGGAGGGACUCCUGGAGGGGCCUCCUCCAAGAUGGGAGGAUCCAGAGACUCUCUCCUGGAGAGCAGCUCCUCAGGCUUAGGCAGACUGCAGAAGCAGAGAGAUGGAGGGGCGGGGGCCUACUCCAAGUCGUACACACUGGUGUAGCCUGCCAACACCUUGGCCUGUCACUGUAACUCUAAAUAAAAUGCUGGUCAAGCCAGCGCUUGCCUGGAGCCUCUAUGAAGUGAGAAGAGAAACAUACACAUGCCCAGCCGACCCGUCAGUGCCUGCGCUGUGUCGGGCUGCAGGGAGCUGCUGGGGGUCCCAUUGACACGACUGUAUGAAGGGGUCAGAGCUGGGUCUCCACAGCACAGGGGUUUGCCUUUCUUUCUGCCUGAUUGCUUUUUAUUAUUAUUGUGUCAUCUUUCUCUAUCCCUAAUUUCAUCACCCUGGCAAUCACUUGCCAAACCGUAAAUGAUUAAUCUGUUCACUUCAUUUUUUCAUUUUCUGGCAAGGACAAAGUACUUAUGCACAAAAUGCUUUCCACGUGGACUGUCUUGUCUUCUGGAUCAAGACAGUCAUAGAAUGAACCAAGUUUUUUUUGUUGAUGUUUUUAGGUUAUUAAAUAUGUUACUUUUCUGGUUUCUGAUGGAAGAAGAGCUCAUAUCACAACAUUGUGCCAUGGCAGGAUGCUUUCAAUGUAUGCAUAAACCACCUUGGUGUUACACUGGCUCUUAGUGGAAGGACUGACAUCUCAAUACCAGUAUUGAGAUUUGGAGAAUCUUCUACUCCACGCAAUGGAUGACACAGCAUAGUGGUCUUAAUUGAUGCUUUUUUAAACAGACUCAAAACAGAGGACAUACAAAAAAUGUCAAGCAUCAUCAAGUGAAUCCAAACCCUCUUUUUCAACAGUUUUCAGUUUAUUUUCUGAUAAUGGAAAUAUAAUCUCAUAUGCACUAAGAAAAGUUAGAAUGGAUCCAAGUAACAGAAACCUUCACAAGCCUGUGUGUGUGUGUGUGUGUGUGUGUGUGUGU
Molecule: messenger RNA, 3425 nt
Organism: Notothenia coriiceps (black rockcod)
Lineage: Eukaryota; Metazoa; Chordata; Actinopteri; Perciformes; Nototheniidae
Product: Down syndrome cell adhesion molecule-like protein 1
Exons: 14
Biological process (GO): homophilic cell-cell adhesion; dendrite self-avoidance; central nervous system development
Cellular component (GO): plasma membrane; axon
Molecular function (GO): cell-cell adhesion mediator activity
Source: RefSeq, a predicted model, not a curated record